AUGGCCCUUCCAGACUGCGCGGCGGCAUGUAUCGGCACGGCCCUGGCUGGCGCCACCAGAAACUUCACCGCGACCUCAUGCGGCGAGCCCGUGCGGGAUCGGACCAAAGAACUCGCCACGAUCACCAUCGCGCUGGCAGUUCUGGUCUUGGUCUUCGUGGCUGCUCGACUCGGAUAUAAACUCUUCGCGAGAAUAUCUUUUGGUCUUGACGACUGGUUCAUCAUUGCCUCGGUUGUCGCGACGACGCCCAGCAUCUUCGUCAACGUAUUCGGAACAACGGCCAACGGGUUGGGCCGGGACAUCUGGACACUAUCACACGACGACAUCACAGACACUCUCAAGUUCUUCUGGGCCGUGUGCGUCUUGUAUUUCCUGGAAACGGCCCUGACGAAGCUUUCCAUCAUCUGCUUCUAUAUCCACAUAUUUCCUUCAGCAAAAGUUCGCCGCGUCCUAUGGAUAACGUUCGGUGUGACGGUCGCCUGGGGAGUCGCAUUUGUCGUCUGCGGCAUCUUUCAAUGUCGGCCCAUCAGCUUUUUCUGGACUCAUUGGGAUGGACUACAUGAGGGCCAUUGCGUUGAGCCUAACGCCAUCGCCUGGUCCAACGCCAUAACGAAUAUAGCCUUUGACCUCUGGAUCCUCGCCAUCCCGCUCUCGCAGCUCCGGGGUCUGCAACUACACUGGAAAAAGAAGGCGGGCGUCGCUAUUAUGUUCUGCCUAGGAACAUUUGUCACGGUUGUGAGCAUCCUGCGACUGCAAGCGCUCGUAUACUUUGCGUCGACAACGAAUAUCACGUGGAACUUUUACGAUACGUCCCGGUGGUCGACGGUGGAAAUCUGCCUGGGCAUCUGGGUUACUCUCAUGGACGGGCUUGACGCUCUCCGCCUGGAAGAAGUGCCCGAGCCGGUUGAGCUCCGCGAGGGAGAAGUGCUGGUCAAGAUCAGCCACGUCUCGCUCAAUUACCGCGACAUCAAACUCAUCUCGGGGGACUUCCGAGGCCGAUACGCCACGCCGCCGAGUCCCAUCGUCCCAUGCUCCGACGCCAGCGGCACCGUGGUCCGCACGGGCGGUGGAGGCUCCGCUGGGCCCUGGAAGGCCGGCGACCGGGUCAUCAGCCUGGUGCGGCCGACGCACCGCACGGGGCCCACGCGCGCCGAGCACAUCGCCUCCGGACUCGGCGUCCCGCAGCCGGGCGUGCUGGCCGAGUACCGCGUCUUUCCCGCGUCCGGGCUCGUCGCGGCGCCACCGUAUCUCGAUCUCGAGGAGGCUUGCACGCUACCGCUCGCGCCGCUCACGGCGUGGAUGGCGCUGAACUGGGACAGACCCGUGGGCGAGCCGCGGGAGGGCCGCAAGUGGACAGUGGUGAUGCAGGGGACCGGGGGUGUGUCAGUGGCGGCGCUGGAGCAGGCGCGUGCAUUGGAUCUGACGAGCAUCGUGACCUCAUCGUCGGACGAGAAGCUCGCGCGCGCAAAGGUCCUUGGCGCCACGCACACCAUCAACUACGAGACCACGCCAGACUGGGCCACCGAGGUGCUGCGCCUCACAGGCGGACAGGGCGCGGACGUGAUCGUCGAGACGGGUGGACCGGGUACCAUGGAGCAGAGCCUGCGAGCCGUGGCCGAGGGCGGCAACAUCAGCGCGGUGGGCAUCUUGACGGGGAGCACGAGCACCGCCGCCGCCGGCGAAGACGGUCAGACGCCGUCCGUGGGACUACAGCUGAUCAACCGCAACGCGACGCUCAAGGGCAUCAACAUUGGGCCUAGUGACCGGAUGAAGGAGAUGCUGCAAACUUUAUGA
Purpureocillium lilacinum is the source of this 1794-nucleotide messenger RNA. NCBI's taxonomy places the organism in Eukaryota, Fungi, Ascomycota, Sordariomycetes, Hypocreales, Ophiocordycipitaceae. The record is from RefSeq and is a predicted model, not a curated record.